CAGCGGGAGGUGUCGGUGUGGCCGCCCCCGCCCCCGCCUCCGCCCCGCGCUCAGCCAGGCUCGGCCGCCGCCCGGGUGGAUGGGAUGGAAGCAGGACCCUCGGGAGCAGCUGCGGGCGCUUACCUGCCACCCUUACAGCAGGUAUUUCAAGCACCACGCCGGCCCGGGAUAGGAACCGUCGGGAAGCCCAUCAAGCUCUUGGCCAACUACUUUGAAGUGGACAUUCCCAAGAUCGAUGUCUAUCACUAUGAAGUGGAUAUCAAACCCGACAAAUGUCCACGCAGAGUCAACAGAGAGGUGGUGGAAUAUAUGGUACAACACUUCAAACCUCAGAUCUUCGGUGACCGCAAGCCAGUAUACGAUGGGAAGAAAAACAUUUACACUGUCACUGCUUUGCCCAUUGGAAAUGAACGGGUUGACUUUGAGGUAACAAUUCCGGGAGAAGGCAAGGACAGGAUCUUUAAGGUUUCCAUAAAGUGGAUGGCAAUCGUGAGCUGGCGGAUGCUGCAUGAAGCCCUAGUGAGCGGGCAGAUCCCCGUCCCUCUGGAAUCGGUCCAGGCGCUGGAUGUGGCCAUGCGCCAUCUGGCUUCAAUGAGGUACACUCCUGUGGGCCGCUCCUUUUUCUCUCCCCCAGAAGGUUACUACCACCCCCUUGGUGGGGGCAGGGAGGUUUGGUUUGGAUUCCAUCAGUCCGUCAGGCCUGCCAUGUGGAAGAUGAUGCUCAACAUUGACGUGUCGGCAACGGCUUUCUACAAAGCCCAGCCUGUGAUUGAGUUCAUGUGUGAAGUGCUGGACAUCCGGAACAUUGACGAGCAGCCGAAGCCCCUGACGGAUUCACAGAGGGUGCGCUUCACUAAGGAGAUCAAAGGUUUGAAAGUAGAGGUGACCCACUGUGGGCAGAUGAAGAGGAAAUACCGUGUGUGUAACGUUACCAGGCGACCAGCCAGUCACCAAACGUUCCCCCUGCAGCUGGAGAGUGGCCAGACUGUGGAGUGCACAGUGGCUCAGUACUUUAAGCAGAAAUACAACCUGCAGCUGAAAUACCCCCACCUACCAUGUCUGCAGGUUGGCCAGGAACAGAAGCACACGUACCUGCCCCUGGAGGUGUGUAACAUUGUGGCAGGCCAGCGCUGCAUCAAGAAGCUAACAGACAAUCAGACGUCAACCAUGAUAAAGGCAACAGCAAGGUCCGCCCCGGACAGGCAAGAGGAAAUCAGCCGCCUGAUGAAAAAUGCCAGUUACAACCUAGAUCCGUACAUACAGGAGUUUGGGAUAAAGGUGAAGGAUGACAUGACGGAGGUGACCGGGAGGGUCCUUCCUGCGCCAAUCCUACAGUAUGGAGGACGGAACCGGGCGAUCGCCACUCCCAACCAGGGCGUGUGGGAUAUGCGCGGGAAGCAGUUCUACAACGGCAUUGAGAUCAAAGUGUGGGCCAUCGCAUGCUUUGCCCCUCAGAAGCAGUGUCGAGAAGAGGUGCUGAAGAACUUCACAGACCAGCUGCGCAAGAUAUCCAAGGAUGCAGGGAUGCCAAUCCAGGGACAGCCAUGCUUCUGUAAAUACGCCCAGGGCGCAGACAGCGUGGAGCCCAUGUUUCGACACCUCAAAAACACCUACUCAGGGCUCCAGCUCAUCAUUGUCAUCCUACCAGGGAAAACACCAGUGUAUGCGGAGGUAAAGCGUGUGGGGGACACACUCCUGGGGAUGGCCACACAGUGCGUUCAGGUCAAGAACGUGGUGAAGACCUCUCCACAAACCCUCUCCAAUCUCUGCCUCAAGAUCAAUGUCAAGUUGGGUGGAAUCAACAACAUCCUCGUGCCUCAUCAGCGCUCAGCCGUCUUUCAGCAGCCAGUGAUCUUCCUCGGAGCUGAUGUCACUCACCCGCCAGCAGGAGAUGGGAAGAAGCCUUCCAUCACAGCCGUUGUGGGCAGCAUGGAUGCCCACCCGAGCCGUUACUGUGCCACGGUGCGUGUGCAGCGACCACGACAGGAGAUUAUCGAGGACUUGUCAUACAUGGUGAGGGAACUUCUUAUCCAGUUCUACAAGUCCACCCGCUUCAAGCCCACCAGGAUCAUCUUCUAUCGGGACGGGGUUCCCGAGGGGCAGCUCCCACAGAUUCUUCACUACGAGCUUCUGGCAAUCCGGGAUGCCUGCAUCAAACUGGAAAAGGAUUAUCAGCCUGGCAUCACCUACAUAGUUGUCCAGAAACGGCACCACACCCGCCUUUUCUGUGCAGACAAGAACGAGAGGAUUGGCAAGAGUGGCAACAUCCCGGCAGGAACAACUGUGGAUACCAACAUCACCCACCCAUUUGAAUUCGACUUCUACCUUUGCAGUCAUGCAGGCAUUCAGGGUACGAGCAGACCUUCCCAUUACUACGUCCUCUGGGAUGACAACCGGUUUACAGCGGAUGAGCUGCAGAUCCUCACGUACCAGCUCUGUCACACCUAUGUGCGGUGCACCCGCUCUGUCUCCAUCCCAGCACCAGCAUACUAUGCCCGGUUAGUGGCAUUCAGGGCACGAUACCACCUCGUGGACAAAGAGCAUGACAGUGGCGAGGGCAGCCAUAUAUCCGGACAGAGCAACGGGCGAGAUCCCCAGGCCCUGGCAAAGGCUGUACAGGUUCAUCAGGACACUUUACGUACCAUGUACUUUGCUUGAAAGCCUAACUUUUUUUUACCUCACUCAAGAAAGCUUUCAGAUUUGUAGGAGCCAUACAAAAACGGAAGCAUUGGGACACCUUGUUUUUUUCCAGUAAGAAAUCACUGCAGGGCAGGCAGCGUCGAUUCAGGCAGGAGACCAACACCACACGUGGAGAGAGAAAUCAGACACCUUGGUAAUAUUGGAAGAGACUGAAAUUUUUUUUUGUCUUGUUUUGUUGUUGGUUUUUGUUCUUUGUUUUUUAAUUUUUCUGGCUUUGCAAAUUUUAACCUGACCAAACCAAUGAAGGCGUUUUAAGGAAGGGAUAGAACUUCCCACAAAACGGAAGCAGGUUUUCAUUUUAAAAUGCAAUACUAUAGACUUCUGACUGUGAAAUAGUGGGAUUGGUCCUCCAUUGCCAGCCAGACGCUGGUAGGUAUUUUUUGCGGGGGUUGGGGGGAGGGAUUUUUAGAGCCUUAAACAGAAGACUAGAUUUAUAAAACUAAUAUUUUAGGAUACCAGAUGCUUUAAUGGGUUGAGGAGAAGAAAAAAAUAACUAGUUUAUAGGAAAAUUCUAACACUAACAUUUCCCCCCCCAAAAUAAUUUCCCCCCAUAUAACGUAAGGCACCCUAGCACUUAGCUCAGAACUGAUGAAAAUUGUCUUCCUUGUGUUAAAAGCUAGUUAGCUGCUGCCAUUUGAAGCAACAGUCACAGACUUUUCCGUGGGUGAGUGCCUUACUAUGAUGCUGCAAAAUUUCAAUGUUUUUAUCUUGUAAGGAAAAAAAAUAGUAAUCUUGUCUUGGUGAUGGUCCAUAUUUCCAUCCGAAGGAGUUGAUUUUAUGUUCAUAGAGUUACAGUUUUGUUAUAUCACAACCUCAUGAUGGUUAAACUCCAUUGAAAGAUGUGCACUUUCAUAUAGGACAAGUUUAAUAGCUGCUGACCCGUUUUUUUUGUUUCCAGUGUACUACUUUGUUAUUUAAAACUCCAUUUCUGACAAAUGGGGGCAUCUUCAUCCCAUGAAGACAGAAAUCUCCAUAUUGAUAUUUUUUUUUUCUGAAUUUCUAUAAUGAUGGACACUGGGAUUUUUUUACUAAACAUUAUUUUUAUACGAUACUGAGUCUGUUGCCAAAAUACACAAGUCAUUAACAUUCUCAGAGUUUACAUCACUGCACUUCCUGAGACUUUGUAUAUUCAUGCCAGAGAUUUAUAGUACUUCCUGUCCAAUGAGUGUAAUGCAAACUGCAGUCUGUGCAGCCUUGGGGUAUUCUUUUUUUAAUGCUCUUGUGUAUCUUCCUUUUGUCAUGUGCAUCCAUCACAUGCCAUUGUGGGCAGUCUGCGCUCUCAACUACUAUAUGCCCCAACUCCAGCAUGUUCAAAGUGUCUUGGUAGCUUCUGCUGCUAGGGUUUUGCUGCUUUUUGUAUCACAAUGUUACUGAUUUUUGUGCAUGGGGUUUUUAAUCUGAAACAAUGCCAGAUUGUUCAUUAGUCCAAAAAAUGAAAUGCAUAUUACUAUCACGGGGAAAUUCCUAUUGAUUUGUGUUCUUAUGGGGGGGGCGGGGGAAGGAACCUGGUUUGUGUGUGGGUUUUUUUGUUUUGUUUUCCCCCCCCCCCCAGCAGUAACAACUGCUUUUCAAACUCAUUUUGCUGUAUUGACCAUUCAGCAUGGCAAGGCUAUGGUAGCAGUGACUACUUGGCUAUAUCAGAUGGGCAGGCUAUCAGUUUUUAAUAUUAAAGCAUGCACUAAAACCUUUCAGCAAGAGAAGGAACUUUUUUACACUGUUAUCGGACUGACAGGGGGAGCAGUUCUGUUCAUCAUUUUCCUGCCAGAGUGAAUGAAUUUUUAAAGUCUAACAUAGACACUGCCCUCUGCCAGUACACAUUACGAUAAGCACACGGUUUUUUCAUAACUUGGACGUUGAGACUUGCCUUGCUAAGACCAGCUUGAGAUCACGUUGACCCAUCACUCUGUUCUGAUACCAGUAACUUCACUGUACUCUUUUUUUUCUUUUGGGGCAACAUGUUUGUGAAGAAGUAAGACACCAAUAUGCUAUGCAAUCCAAGCGCUGAGCUCACCGAUGCCACGUUGUCUGAAGAUUCGAAACAUAGCUCAGUUGUACUCCUCAAGCCUACAGUGUUGGAUCACAUUCUCCUUUGCACCUUGUGUGCAACUCCACUGCUGUAUAUCUGCAAGGUGCCAGAGGAAGGAAGACAGGAACUCUUCUUCCUCAGUAGGGUAGCCAGCUUUGGGGGAGGGAGGGGGAUGUUAGAGAGUAGGGAAUGCAUUAACACUAAGUGUCAACAAGAGAAGCCUACAUUCCUUUACACAAGUGCCUGCAUAGUGACACACAUUCAGCACCUCUUCACUCCAUCCUCCACACUCCAGCACGUACCCAUAGAUAGCAGGGUUGAUCCCCCAGCAGGGUUGAACCCACCCAUUUUGACAUAAAGAACUCUUCAUUAAGGAUACCGUUUGAGUUUGUCGCAUGUUCUCCGCACCUUUUGCUUAGGUCAAGGUUUCUGUCAUAAAUCAGUUUGUUCACCAGCAUUAAAACUGAAAGCACCUGGCUGCUCUUUUGUAGCCAAGGGCCCAGGCUUUCGGUUUGUAUUUUUUUCACGUUUUUAGUUGGGUCUAGAACUCCAACGUAUCUUUUAGAAGCUAUGGCAUAGCAUACGCCAUUUUUAACCAUUUGAAGUGAGAUAGCGUGGGCAUUUACAGAAACAACCUGUUGCUCUGUAACAAUUUCUUUUUAACUUUGAGACUUGAAAUGUAAAAUGGACCUUAAGAUUUGCACUCCUUCGAAAGGUGGCUGUUCAUAGAGACCUAUGAAUGAAGACUCACUGAUGUAGCACCUAGUUUUAACAGCAAUUUAUAACUACACAAAAGCUUCACAGCUCCUGAAACGCUCAACUGAAAGCUUGCAGAUCCUGUUCUGCCCUUAUUUCACCCCGUGUGUGCUGGGUUUUCCAUUUUUGAACCAAUACAAAUGCCAAAUUCUAGAGCUGCUGUGCCCUCAACCAUGUUUCCAUUUUGGAGAAGUUAACGGCUGUUUUGUAUAAUGGACUAUGCACUGUACCUUCCACAUGGCUUUGGCAUUCUGUAUUUCUGCCCUUUUGUUGUCUGAAAUGCAAACGAAUAACUGCAUGUUGUGGUGCUGUGCGUUUUUUAACUACCCAUAGCCGAUAGAUGUGUAAUCCAUAUGCCUAUUACAAUUGAUAGUUGGACGCAAGGCCCACGUAAGCAUCUUAAAUGACUCCUGAGUCUGUACGUUCUGAAAAUGCACGUGUCCCUCUUACAAUUGGAAACAUUGCCAAGUGCAUGCAGUUCAUUUCUGUCAGUUGUUUAAUGCUGCUUGCUGACCUCAUGCUCAUGUCUGAACAACAAGGGGUGCUUGAGGGCAGAACAUACCUCUCAAAAGAACCUAAGGAGGGCACAGGGUGUUCUGGGAUGUGCAACACUUGAUUAAGUGUUCAGGAUCGCAUCACAAAAGGGUUUUCUUGGAAAAUGAGUACAAGUAAACAAAUACGUUUCUUUUGGGAGGGGAAGCUAGACAGCAGAACAGCAAUAAAAUUUAAAAAAAAAGUGGAAUUCAUAUCUUGUGUGUGGUUUGCACUUCAAUAGUUGUGAAAGAAAACUGACGGGGAUUCCAGUGCUUUUGUGUUCAAUUUUUAACCCCUUUUGUACCUCCUUUAUACAAGCAAGUGUUGAACUGUACAUAGGAUGUUCACAAGACACUCAGUUUGGUUUUGUGUUGCUUGUGAGGUUUUUUUUUGUUGGUUUUUUUUUUUGCUAGCUUGAACUUUGUAUGGUCCAUUUGUUAAAUAGAUAUGAACAGUUGAUGUACAGUACUUAUUAAACAAGCAGCAGCACAAAACUUAUUUUAUAAAGAAAAUAAUGGCUUAUAUUUUAAAGGUUGAAUAUCAAUUUUUUUGUAUGAGUGGAAUUUAAGAUUGGUAAAGAGCAAUGAAAUUCUUGGAUUAGGCCGAAAAGAAAAUACUGUAAGAUCAUAAACACCUCUUUAUUAAAAAAAAAAAAAAAAAAGGUUUGGAUUAAAAAGUUCCAGAACGUUGUAUUUAAACUUGCUUUAUUGCAUUUGUGCAUUUUUUUGCCUUGGUUCUGACUUUUAUGUUUGCAGUUUUUGACUUUGCAGUCCCAAGUGUCUGUGUUCCUGUAACUGUUGGCAGAAGACCUAAUAAAUAAAAGCAGUGUUAAUAUAUUGGGGUGACCCUCCUGAGUGAGAUUCUGCGGGAGAACCACCUAGAGGGAGGUGGGGAGGAACACACCCAAUGCAAGAAAAUAUAACGUAAAGGAUUUGGAUACCAGCCGUCAAGUCUUUUGCUUGUAGCUGGAUUGCAUCAGAUACUGCAGGGGUUCCAAAUCUCCUUGGUUUCCAGCCUAUUCCAAUUUCAUGAGAGGAAAAUAUUGCAGCGAAUGAGUAGCUUGCUUAAAAUCUAUCGGAACAUGGUAACUAAUCCAAGCGUCUUAAAAGUAAACCUUCUGCAGGAAACGAAAAAAGGGUACACAUCACUAGAAAGGCAACUCUGUUGUCCCUGUAGUUUGAUUCGGCCUGUGAUCUCCAAUGUCCUUUCGUUUUGUUGCUUUUUUUUAUGGUUGUCAGAUAGUGACUGUACAGGGAAAUGCAUGUGCUGUACAUUUGGUACGACUUGAAUUAAAAAUCUGACUCAGAA
Alligator mississippiensis (American alligator) is the source of this 7324-nucleotide messenger RNA. RefSeq names its product protein argonaute-1. Gene Ontology annotation, molecular function: RNA binding; protein binding. Bases 85 to 2658 code for a protein of 857 amino acids. The record is from RefSeq and is a predicted model, not a curated record. The transcript is spliced from 19 exons. Lineage: Eukaryota; Metazoa; Chordata; Crocodylia; Alligatoridae.